AUGAAACACUCCGAUAAUUUACGCUGUUCACUUCUGACAUCUUCUUUUAAGACAGCAAUAGAAAAUGAACCUUUGGAAGAUAAACCCAAGAAUAAAGAAAAAAGGAAAUUAUAUGAUAUGAGCCCAGAGCUGUCUCCUCUUCAGUCGACCCAUAAUGGAUCAGAAGAGAGUAAAACAAGAAGAGAGACAAAAUCCCCAUUGACAUACCCUAUCACAUCCACAACUGAACUAAGCACAAGUCUUCCUCGAGGUAAGCUAUAUGUCACGAUUAUUCAAGCAAUAAAUUUACCUAUUGCUGAUUCCCCAGGGUCCAUAUAUGUUGUUGGAACAUUUGAGAAUUCAGAGACGACGAUUUUUAAUAAAAAUUCAGAGAUUCAUGGGGAUGAUGAAGGUUUGACGAAAAGUAAAAGUCAUUCUUGGAAUAUGAUGAAUAAAUUUUGGAAGAAAUCGGGGAAACCAGAGAGUAAUUCAAAUACUUGUGAUUUUAAUUGCACAGAGCUUCCUAUUAUGUCGAAAAUUACCUGGGAUAAGACAGUGGUAUUUGAUGUCUCAGAAGUAAAUUCUGAAUUGGAUAUUUCUGUUUAUGAUGCUUCUGAUAAAGAUAAAUUAUUAGGUUUCGUCAAGUUACUUCCAGAUUUAUAUCAUUCAAGUUCAGAAAUAAUGAGUAAAUGGUUAAGAUUGAAAAGGCAUCCCGAAAAGGGCAAUACCACUGACACUAAUUGUCAGAUAUUAAUUGAAUGGAAAUAUAAAAACACCGAUCAGAGGCAUUACAGUCCUGAGGAUUUUAAUAUCUUGAGAAUGUUGGGUAAAGGUACAUUUGGUAGGGUAUAUCAGGUUGAAAAAAAGGAUACUAAAACGUUAUAUGCAAUGAAGGUGAUAUCAAAAAGAAAUGUCAUUAAAAGGAAAGAAGUCAAACAUACAUUAAACGAAAGGAAUAUUUUGGUCCAUAACGCAAAUAAAUUAUGCUCUUUCAUUGUAAAAUUAAAAUUUUCUUUCCAGACUGCGGAAGAUUUAUAUCUAGUGACAGAUUUUAUGAGUGGAGGUGAAUUAUUUCUACAUUUACAAAGAGAAGGCAGAUUUCCUGAAUAUAGAGCUAAGUUUUAUUGUGCACAGUUAGUAAUGGCUUUAGAGUUUCUUCAUGAUAAUGAUAUUAUUUAUAGAGAUCUAAAACCAGAAAAUAUUUUACUUGACGCUAAGGGAAACAUUGCUUUAUGUGACUUUGGUCUUUCAAAAUUAAAUUUAGAGGGAAGAACAAAUACCUUCUGUGGGACCACAGAAUAUUUAGCACCUGAAUUAUUGCUAGAUGCAACUGGCUAUACUAAAAUGGUAGAUUUUUGGUCUUUAGGCGUUUUAAUGUUUGAGAUGUGCUGUGGUUGGUCACCCUUUUUUGCACCAACAAAUCAACAAAUGUAUCAAAAAAUCGCUUAUAGCAAGAUCAAAUUUCCUGUCAAUAGUCUAUCUAAGGGUUGUCGAUUAUUUAUCAAGGGUCUUAUGAAUAGGAAUCCUUUACAUAGACUUGGUGCUAUAAAUGAUGCCAGAGAAUUAAGGGCCCAUGAAUUUUUCAGAGACACAGAUUGGGAAGCUCUGAUGAAGAAAGAAGUUACUCCUCCAUUUAAACCUCAUCUAUCCUCAGAUAGAGAUACUUCAUAUUUUGAUCCAGCUUUUACACAAACUCCAACAAUUGAUGUUAUCAAAGAAUAUAAUAAAGUCGAAGAUACGGCAAUUUCACCAAGCUGGCAGCAAUAUUUUGUAGGAUUUACUUAUAAUGGCGAGUCUCAUUUAGAAGCCAAUGAAAAAUAUGUCUUCGAUAACAAUGGAUGUCAUCCCAACUUUGCUACAGAUGAGGCUUUAAUCGAAUCUGACUCUGAGUGCAACAAUGAGGUUGAUUUGGAAAAUAAUGAUCUUUAUUUCCAGGCAACUUCGAUUACAUCGUUUAUUAAUUCUUCUUCAUGUGACGUUAAUUCAAAUACCUACCAAUUUAAAUGUGAGAAUAUAUAG
This is a messenger RNA of Vanderwaltozyma polyspora DSM 70294, 1998 nucleotides long. It is a transcript of the gene SCH9, whose product is annotated as serine/threonine protein kinase SCH9. Lineage: Eukaryota; Fungi; Ascomycota; Saccharomycetes; Saccharomycetales; Saccharomycetaceae. Gene Ontology annotation, biological process: protein phosphorylation. The record is from RefSeq and is a predicted model, not a curated record. Gene Ontology annotation, molecular function: protein serine/threonine kinase activity; ATP binding. The transcript has a single exon. The coding region runs from base 1 to 1998 and encodes 665 amino acids.